ACUUUUCGCCUAAGAGACGGUUCUUAGAACAUGAUUAACCCGGGUUCUUAAUUUGAGGUUCUUAAUUCAUGAUUUGACAUUCUUUAGUUUUUUUUGUUUUUUUAUACUUUUCGGCUAAGAACCGUGUAUUAACCGAAUCUAAGAACCAGAUUUGAGUUAAUCAUGGUCUUAAUAUAAAUACUUUGACAAAUCUAGAGCUGUGCAUCCAUCUAAAGUAGAUGAUUUAAUCCCCACCUGAAGAAAAAUGACAAACUCCAUAAGAUCAUCAUCAUCAUCAUCUCUCAUCGAUCCUAGAAGUGGUUUCUGCAAUGAAAACUCGACGUUUUACAGUAAACGCAACCCAUUGCCACUUCCGGCGAACACCUCACUCGACGUCACCACUUUCAUCUCCUCUCAACCUCACCGCGGCACAACAGCCUUCAUCGACGCCGCCACGGGCCGCCGCAUAAGCUUCUCCGAGCUCUGGACGGCCGUAAACCGUGUCGCGGACUGUCUCCACCGCGACGUUGGAGUAAGAAAAGGCGACGUCGUGCUCGUCCUAUCUCCCAACUCCAUAUCCAUCCCCAUCGUCUGCCUCUCCGUCAUGUCUCUCGGCGCCGUCGUCACCACCGCGAAUCCUCUCAACACCGCCGGUGAGAUUUCAAGACAGAUGGCAGACAGCAACCCGGUUCUCGCCUUCACGACCCCUGAGCUGAGUCAGAAACUCGCCGGUUCCGGUAUCUCCAUUGUCCUCGAGAAAAUGGGACCCAUUCGCGGAGUCAGAGUCGUCGGUUAUAUGAGUGAGAUGAUGAAUAAGGAGCCGAGUGGGAAGAACCGAGUCAGAGACCGAGUCCACCAGGACGACACGGCGAUGCUUCUCUACUCGUCGGGAACCACAGGACGUAGCAAGGGAGUGAUGUCGUCUCACGGGAACUUAAUCGCACACGUGGCCAGACACCUCGUCGAGCCAAUGGACCCGCACGAGAUCUUCCUCUGCACUGUUCCGAUGUUCCACACGUUCGGUUUGUUGAACUACGUCAUGGCCACCGCAUCGUUAGGCUCCACGGUCGUGAUCCUCCGGAGAUUCGAGCUACACGAGAUGCUGGCGGCGGUUGUGAAGUACAGAGCCACGACGCUGGUUCUGGUGACGCCGGUUAUAGUAGCUAUGAUGAACGGAGCAGAGCUGAUCAAGGCGAAGUACGACCUGAGCUCGCUGAGAAUAGUUAGGUGCGGUGGAGCUCCGCUGAGCAAGGAGGUUACGGAAGGGUUUAUAGAGAAGUAUCCAACGGUUGAUAUUUUUCAGGGUUACGCUUUGACGGAAUCUAACGGUGCAGGAGGUUCUAUUGAUACGGUGGAGGAGAGCCGGAGAUAUGGUGCGGUGGGGUUGUUGUCGUCCGGUGUGGAAGCGAGGAUUGUGGAUCCGGAUACGGGUCGGGUCAUGGGUGUUAAUAGAACGGGUGAGCUCUGGCUUAAAGGGCCUUCUAUUGCCAAAGGUUAUUUUAAGAAUGAAGAAGCUACAAAAGAAUGUUUUAAUUUACAAGGAUGGCUUAAAACCGGAGAUCUUUGCUACAUUGACGAUGAUGGGUUUCUUUUUACUGUUGAUCGAUUGAAAGAGCUAAUCAAAUACAAAGGUUAUCAGGUACCUCCAGCUGAACUAGAGGCUCUCUUACUGAACCACCCAGAUAUUCUAGACGCAGCCGUUAUUCCGUUACCGGAUAAAGAAGCAGGGCAAUGUCCGAUGGCUUACAUAUCGCGCAAGCCUGAAAGCGAUCUCUCUCAAAAACAAGUUAUUAACUUCAUCUCUGAACAGGUAGCACCGUAUAAGAAAAUAAGGAAGGUCGCGUUUAUAGACUCCAUACCAAAAACUCCAUCGGGCAAGAUACUUCGUAAAGACUUAAUCAAACUAGCCAGUUCUAAGCUUUAAGCGAAUCACAACAUUAUUACUUUUUUAUUUUAUAGUUUUUGUUCAACAUUAUAAGCAAGAAAUUGCACACAACGAAAGAAUCAUAAUAAGAGAAGUUGUAAACUUGUAAUAUAUAGUUUUUGUUGUAAACUUAAGGAUUGAGAAUCUAUAAGUUCUUAUUAUAUUAAUCGAUCAUAAGGUGCCCUUAU
This is a messenger RNA of Brassica napus (rape), 2091 nucleotides long. RefSeq names its product 4-coumarate--CoA ligase-like 8. Gene Ontology annotation, cellular component: peroxisome. Gene Ontology annotation, molecular function: CoA-ligase activity. The transcript is spliced from 5 exons. The record is from RefSeq and is a predicted model, not a curated record. The coding region runs from base 245 to 1903 and encodes 552 amino acids. Lineage: Eukaryota; Viridiplantae; Streptophyta; Magnoliopsida; Brassicales; Brassicaceae.